AUGUUGGCAACAAUCCGUGGAUUCACGAGACUGGCAAGCUUAUUUGCCAUCCUGCUUAUUCUGACUUGCUUGCCAUGCGAACGACAUUAUGCCGAAGCCUUUUCUGUUCAGACGACUACGGCAAAAGUCGAAAACACAGUGAAUGAGCUACUUCAGCAAGCUCCCGACUAUGAACCUUCUCCAGACGACGACUUCUUUCGAAACUUUCGGACACGGGUCCCACGGCGGAUUCAGUAUUUUUUGCGAGACUUUGGAAUUCUCCGUUUUGUGGUGGACACAAUGACUUUGAUUGCUGCUGCUCCGGCCGUUCUUGAGGAACAACCAAUCGCAUUGACGCAGUUCGUACAUUCAUCAGGCCUACAAGGUUCCCUUCUUUCGAAACUUGUCAACCGCAAGUUGAAAUCUGAUAUUAGUAUGAGCCAAGACUUCUUGGAACCCGCCGUCGCCUUUCAGAGACUGCAGUAUGGCAAAGAUCGCCGACAAAUUCUCGAUCUGAUUCAGUGUAAACGAGAGAACACUACGAGCGGAAGCACAAUUAAUACUUCAAAACGACUUGUCUUGUUUGUUCAUGGUGGAGCAUGGGGAAGGCCAAUAGCAAGUCCAUUCCUGCAAGAAAAUAUCGAUGUUGCCAUUGUUGGAUAUCGAACGUAUCCCAACGGGAACGUAUCCGAUCAAGCUGCUGACAUUGUGGCAUCCCUCUCGAAACUAAAGCAUGAAGGAUUGAUUGAUGCCAAGACCGACAUCACCUUAAUGGGGCACUCUUCUGGCUCACAUAUUGCUGCAAUGGCCCUUUUGACCGAUCCGGAAUUUCGACAAAGCAUCGACUCCUUUGUCGCUUUGAAUGGAGUGUACGACAUUCCGAAGCAUUAUCUCUUCGAACGCGCACGAGGCGUCGAACGAAUCUCACCCAUGGCAGUUGCUUGUUCUAUCCCAUUGAUAGAAGAAUCGGCUGUAGGCAAAGUAUCGGGCUCGUUACGGGAAAAUUGGAAGAGCCAGUCACCCACAUGGCUAAUACUGCGACAGCCAUCAAAAUCAACUUUGAUGGACUCGUUUCCAGACACACUCAUCGUUCAUGGCAAAAAUGAUACUACAGUUCCAAUGGAGUCUUCCAUACGAUUAUGGGAAUCUCUAAAUAAGUCUGCUGCCACUCAACAGAAUAGCCGCCGGAUCGAUUUAGAGGUCCUCCCAGAGGUUGAACACUUGGAUUCCUUGAUCCAGAUAAUGUUUGGUGGGAUUACGAGAGAUACAGUUUUGAAGUGGAUGCAGGAGUCGUCGGAAUGA
Messenger RNA from Cylindrotheca closterium, 1281 nucleotides. NCBI's taxonomy places the organism in Eukaryota, Bacillariophyta, Bacillariophyceae, Bacillariales, Bacillariaceae. The record is from the annotation of a GenBank genome assembly.